UUCUCCUUUCCCAAGUAGCUAACACAAAUCAAAGGAUAUCCAUCUUCUCCUUCAAUCACAGAGUACGGGAGAGAUUUUAUGUCUCUCUGCAGCUCAACAUCAGAGAAUCUUCGCCCCACUAACCUUUUAACUUGAGAAAUCAAGUUUUUAGGGUUAUUGCCAUCGAUUCCAAAGAAUCGCUGCUUCUCCCAAAAAAAAAACAGAGCAGAAAUCUCAUCGCCAAGCACAGUGACGAUACGUGUCUUGGUUGCAAGACACUUCUGAUUACCAAAAUCGAUCCCUGAUCCACUCAUUCGUCGGAGAGGGUUUAUUUUCGUCGGAGGGUUUAUUAACUUUCCCUUUUAUUACUUGAGAGUUUAGAUAUUUGUUUUAUUAUAGAUUAAUAUCUUUUUUAGUAAGUAGAUAGUCACUAGAACUAUGUGUGUUAUUUUUUCAAAAAAUAAGUUUGGUAGGAUAUGACCCAUUUCUUAACUUGUUUCAAGCUCUAUAACAGAAUAUUAUAAAUAUUGACUAAAGAAGUUGGACAUACUUCUUAAAGAAGUUACACCUUGUUUUGACCGAACUAACUUUCAGAACAUGCUUCUUGAUGAAACUUGUCCGCCUAGUCAAUGGUCUCUGGCAUUUGAGCUAGGCGCGAAACGUUUUAAGGAAUAUGUUGAAGGGGGCGGACCAAUCGACUUUAAGAUCUUCUGGGAAGAUUUUUGGAAAUGCUUUGUUAAGCCACCAUGUCUGAUUGAGCACAAGCAGGUGGUUGAUGUUAAGAAUGAACAAGAAAUAUUACCUACAAUUCCCGAUGAUCAGCUUAAGAGAGUUGCUCACUCUUUGGAGUCGCUAGGAAAGCUUAAACAAGCUUUGGAAAUUGCAACAGAUCCUAAAUAUAGAUUUGCGCUGGAUCAAAAGCUGAUGGGAACUGCUGUGAAAGCUCCUGAAGAAAAGCAAGCCACGAAUCUAGGUUACAGUGCGGGCCUUCUCAAUCUGGGCAACACGUGUUACAUGAACUCCACUGUGCAGUGCUUAAAGUCUGUUCCAGAGUUAAACUCUGCAUUAUCCAAUUACUCACUUGAUGGGCCAAGUAAUCAUGUGGACGAGAAUUCUCACUUGCUCACAGUUGCCACACGUGAGCUAUUUCGCGCGCUUAAUAGAGGUGGCGAAGCUGUUUCCCCUGACAAAUUCUGGAAUGCAUUAAGAAACAAAUUUGCUGUGUUUGGCGAUGUGCAGAAUGGAAAUUACAUGCCUCAGUCCCUAAAACCCCCAUCUUCCAGCGAAGAUUCUGACCCUGUGAAAGCUCUCUUUGGUGUCAAUCUUUGGAGCAGAGUGCAUUGUCCAGAAUCUGGUGAAGAAGAGAUCACAACGACCGAAUCUGUACUAUUUCUAUCAUGUUUUAUAUCAAACGAGGGACUGAAAGAUAAACUUGAAAAAAGGUCUAAGGCUCUGGGCCGUAAUGCGGAUUUCCACAUCGAGUCCCUUAUAGAUUCUUUGCCAAGGUACUUGACCUUUCGGUUUAUGCGUUUCAUCUGGGAAAAGGAGACUAGCCAGAACGCAAAGAUUCUCAAGAAAGUGGAUUAUCCGCUGGAGUUGGAUAUCUAUGAACUUUGUUCUGAGGAACUCCGUAAGAAACUGGAAGCUCCACGCCAGAAACUGAGAGAUGAGAAAGAUAAAAGGCUUGGCACUAGCUCAAUGGACAGCGAUGUGAAAAUGACCGAUGCAGAGGAACCAUCAAAGGAGAGUGGGAAAUCAUCCACCGCUGCCCAAACGGGAAUCUAUGACCUGGUCAGUGUGCUGACCCACGAGGGGAUUACAACCGACAAUGGUCAUUAUCUUGCUUGGGUCAAGCAAGAGAGUGGCACAUGGAUUAAGUAUGAUGAUACCCGCCUGAGCCCACAACAGGAGGAAGACAUCAUGAAGCUAUCCGGAGACGGAACAGGUGGUGAUCCUAUGGCGUACAUCAUUAUGUACAAAGCCCGAUUCGUCUCCAUGUAACAACGCAUGGACUUUCUUUUUAUCUCUUUGCUAAGAAUUUGAAAGAUAAGGUUUUCUGUUUUUUCUGUUUUGGUUUGACCUCAAUGUGGAUAUGAAAGAACUUACCUUGUGUAAGUGCAGAAAUAAAUAACGCAAAUUUUUCUA
Brassica napus (rape) is the source of this 2124-nucleotide messenger RNA. RefSeq names its product ubiquitin carboxyl-terminal hydrolase 6-like. Gene Ontology annotation, biological process: proteasome-mediated ubiquitin-dependent protein catabolic process; regulation of proteasomal protein catabolic process; protein deubiquitination. The record is from RefSeq and is a predicted model, not a curated record. Lineage: Eukaryota; Viridiplantae; Streptophyta; Magnoliopsida; Brassicales; Brassicaceae. The coding region runs from base 577 to 1980 and encodes 467 amino acids. The transcript is spliced from 13 exons. Gene Ontology annotation, molecular function: cysteine-type deubiquitinase activity; proteasome binding.